AUGGCUUCAUUUAAACUUGAUUUCCUGCCUGAGAUGAUGGUGGAUCAUUGCUCUCUGAAUUCCAGUCCUGUAUCCAAGAAGAUGAACGGCACCAUGGACCAUCCAGACCACCCGGAUCCCGAUUCAAUCAAGAUGUUUGUGGGACAGAUCCCUCGCAGCUGGUCAGAAAAAGAACUGAGGGAACUAUUUGAACAGUAUGGCGCCGUCUAUGAAAUUAACGUUUUGAGAGACAGAAGCCAGAAUCCUCCACAGAGUAAAGGUUGUUGUUUUAUCACUUUCUACACACGUAAAGCAGCGUUAGAAGCACAAAAUGCUUUGCAUAAUAUGAAGAUUCUUCCUGGGAUGCAUCAUCCAAUCCAGAUGAAGCCAGCUGACAGCGAGAAGAAUAAUGCAGUUGAAGACAGAAAGUUAUUUGUUGGAAUGGUGUCCAAGAAGUGUAAUGAGAAUGAUAUCCGGGUUCUGUUCUCUCAGUUUGGGCAAAUAGAAGAAUGCAGAAUUCUGCGGGGACCUGAUGGGUUGAGCAGGGGUUGUGCAUUUAUCACAUUUUCAACUAGAUCUAUGGCACAGACAGCAAUCAAAGCCAUGCACCAAGCACAAACCAUGGAGGGGUGUUCCUCUCCGAUUGUCGUCAAAUUUGCAGACACACAGAAAGACAAAGAACAGAAGCGAAUGGCACAACAGCUCCAGCAACAGAUGCAGCAAAUAAAUGCAGCUUCUGUGUGGGGGAACCUUGCAGGACUGAACAGUCUGGCACCACAGUACUUAGCACUCCUCCAACAGACAGCCUCGUCAAGCAACCUCAACUCCCUGAGUGGCCUCCAUCCCAUGGGAGGACUCAGUGCCAUGCAGAUACAGAAUUUGGCAGCUUUAGCAGCAGCUGCCAGCGUUGCACAGAACCCAGCCAGUGCGGGCUCAGCACUCACUACUUCCAGCAGUCCUCUCAGCGUCCUGACAAGUUCUGGGUCAUCCCCCAGUUCAAAUAGCUCGUCAGUGAACACCAUGGCUUCUCUUGGAGCCUUACAGACUCUGGCAGGUGCAACUGCUGGCCUAAAUGUUGGUUCUUUAGCAGGGAUGGCAGCAUUAAAUGGUGGACUCGGAGGCAGUGGUCUCUCCAAUGGCACUGGUAGCACUAUGGAAGCUCUAAGUCAAGCCUACUCUGGAAUCCAGCAAUACGCAGCAGCGGCAUUGCCUUCACUCUACAAUCAGAGCCUAUUGACACAGCAAGGCUUGAGUGCUGCAGGUAGUCAGAAGGAAGGUCCAGAGGGUGCAAACCUAUUCAUAUACCAUCUGCCCCAAGAGUUUGGUGACCAAGACAUCCUGCAGAUGUUCAUGCCAUUUGGAAAUGUCGUGUCCGCCAAAGUUUUUAUUGAUAAACAAACUAACCUUAGCAAAUGUUUCGGUUUUGUGAGUUAUGACAAUCCAGUUUCCGCUCAGGCUGCUAUCCAGUCCAUGAAUGGCUUUCAGAUUGGAAUGAAACGUCUGAAGGUCCAGCUUAAACGCUCCAAGAACGACAGCAAACCAUACUGA
This is a messenger RNA of Staurois parvus, 1527 nucleotides long. The record is from the annotation of a GenBank genome assembly. Lineage: Eukaryota; Metazoa; Chordata; Amphibia; Anura; Ranidae.